Molecule: messenger RNA, 1010 nt
Organism: Salmo salar (Atlantic salmon)
Lineage: Eukaryota; Metazoa; Chordata; Actinopteri; Salmoniformes; Salmonidae
Source: RefSeq, a predicted model, not a curated record
UCCUGGACAGACUACAGGCAUGGCACAGUACCCCUGGUACCCCGGAGCUCUGGAGCUCAGAGAGAUGGCUCAGAUCGGCCUCGCAUCAUCACCGGCUACGUCCAGCAACAGGACUCACAGGUGUCUGUAAUGGCCUGCGUUAAACUCCACAGCCUCCUGCAGACAGUUCUCUCUCUGGGCUGGGACGAGGUGUGCUUCCUGCUGGGGCGACUAGGUGCCCCCCUGUGGCCCGGCGGGGUAAUGGAGGCCGACCCCAACGGAGGACACACGGAGACCUUUUCCCAGCUGGUGCCCAUCGUGCGUACCCUCCUGGACCAACACGCUGACCCCGUGACCCUGCACGGCCUGCUGCCCAGCCUGCCAGUCACCAACGGCAGCCCCACCUUCGCCCAGGACCUCCAGAGCUACAGCCACACAGUGGAGUGGCUGGACUUCUACCAACGCCACGUGCAGCCCACCAUGGAGCAGUAUGAACUGGAUCAGUUUGGGAAGAGUCAUGACCUCAUGUCUAACUUCUGGAACUCAUGCUUUGAUGACCUGAUGAGCACUGCCAUACGGCGGGACAAAGAGAGGACCUACAGCAAAGACAAGUUCCAGGAGGUGAUAGUGGACCCGUACCUGAGGCGGGUACGCAGUGAAAACAGCCGUUACCACAGUGGUCAGAAACAGAGCUCCGGCCAGCAGGGAGUUGUGUGGCGCCACUGGAAGUCCCUCCGCAGGCUGCUCACCAGCGAGAGAGGCCUGGGCACACAGAGUCCCACUAGAGGUGAAAUGGAAGUUGUCCAGUGCAGAGACGUAUUCUAAGAUGCGUCUGAAACUAGUGCCUAACUACCAGUACGACACUCACCAGGAAGCCAGCGCCUUCAGAGACAAUAUGGGAGCUGAUAGUCCUCGCAGCUCAGAACCCCUCCCAUUGGCUGUUGCCAAGGAGGCCAAAGUGAGUGACAUGGAGGAUGACCAGUUAGGAGAAGAGGACAUUGUCUUUCUGGACAAUAAGUGAGUGACUUGAU